AUGUACGACCCCACGAUGGACAAUCAGACAUAUCAUACACAGCCGUAUGUGCCCUACGCAGAGGGCGACACUGGCGAUGCUCGCAGCAGACCUCCCGUCAUGCUUUACGAUCCGCCUCCCGCGACCCAGCCACCCCUUUUGACAAGUCAAGGGCACGCAUCGCCAGCACCGCAGCCAUCGCCUUACGAAACAGCUUCGGCAAGUAAAUCACAGCCUGCGAGAGGAUUCAUUCAAGGAAUCACGUCGAAAAAGAAGAUCAGCAAGAAGUGGCAGAAGAGACUGUACUGGAUCGUACCACUCUCUAUUGUGGCGCUUGCCUUGGUCAUCCUCUUCGAGGUAUAUAAAGAUUCUUUUGAGCGCUGGCUGAAGCCGGUGUCUGAUUGGCUCAAAGCACGAGAGUCAUGGAGUUGGACGAUUCCGACUGCUAUUUUAGUACUUCUGAGUUUCCCGCCGUUAUUCGGCCAUGAGAUUGUCCAAUUAAUUGUGGGGUUGGCCUAUCCAUUAGGCGUUGCAUUGGGCAUCGCUUGUGCUGGUGCUGUGCUUGGGGAAGCUGCUUGUUUUAUCGUUUUCAAGUAUCUCUUCACUGGGUGGGUAGAAAAGAAGAUUGCCCAGAAAGUGAACUGGGCAGCUACAGCACGUGUCACGCAAGAAGCCGGAUUUCGAGGCGUGUUAGUCAUCAGAUAUUCAAUUGUACCCCCACAUCUUGCAAAUCCUCUUUUUUCUUGCACGGGAAUGAAGUUCUGGAUCUACAUGGCAACCGUCAUCCUCUCUCUCCCCAAAUCCAUGGUGUUCGUUGCUCUUGGUUCUCCAUCCAGCAAGAACUCCAAGGCAGCUAAGUGGGGCAAAGUGGCUGCGAUUGCCGUCGUGGUGAUCAUUACUAUUUUUGCGAGCAUGUGGAUCAGAAAGAAGAUGGCUGUCGCUACGCAAACCAUCAUGGCCGAGCGCGGCAUUUCUGCUAACGGAAGCGAUGAAGAACUCGGGAUGCUGAACGAUGCCCCAGCGAGACCCGAUCAUGCGGGAGUUGAGAGCGGUGCGGGUUAUAAGGGUGCACCGUCGCAGACGCAUCAGAGUCAAGAUGUCGGCAUUGUAAGCUCGACGCCGUUGUCGUACUCGCACCCUACUGUCGGCUACCAACAGAGAUGA
Molecule: messenger RNA, 1143 nt
Organism: Cadophora gregata
Lineage: Eukaryota; Fungi; Ascomycota; Leotiomycetes; Helotiales; Ploettnerulaceae
Product: Tlg2-vesicle protein
Exons: 6
Coding region: 1-1143 (380 amino acids)
Source: RefSeq, a predicted model, not a curated record